Dicentrarchus labrax (European seabass) is the source of this 4078-nucleotide messenger RNA. RefSeq names its product Ras association domain family member 5 (gene rassf5). The record is from RefSeq and is a predicted model, not a curated record. Gene Ontology annotation, cellular component: nucleus. The transcript has 5 exons. NCBI's taxonomy places the organism in Eukaryota, Metazoa, Chordata, Actinopteri, Moronidae. The coding region runs from base 935 to 1756 and encodes 273 amino acids. Gene Ontology annotation, biological process: signal transduction.
UGAUAACACACUCAACCACAGAUGGUUGAGCAAGGCUGCAAGAGAGUGAGGGAGCAAAAGCGGGUGCAGAGACAGACAGAAAGAGAGAGACAGGAGAAGAGAGGAAGGGAGAGUAUAAGAAAGAGUGUGGGAGGCAUCCGUCUCUCUGGUAGUAUUGCAAAAGCAACUGAGAGAAGAGGAGAGAGGAGAUAGUACAUGGUCUAUGAACGCCAAGAAAUCUUCUGCCUGCUGUUUACUUUGGACUCCGGGGACGGAUGGAUGCUCACGCUCAUAACAUGCCGGCAUAAUUGAGCUGCCGCUGCAACUGGGAAGAACUGAACUGUUCUAAAUGUUUUGUCUUCACAGAGGCACAGAGCAGGAAGAAAGCAGGAUGUGGUAUUUCAUGUGUGCCAUAUAUAAGCGUUUGUGUGUAUAACGGGGGCUCUCAGGUGAGCAGGGUUAACUUGAAACCAACGUGUAAACUGACUCCUUGACACCAUUGUUUGCCGAUGUGUGUGUGCGAGACAGUUACAUGCUGGGUAUGAGCGUGCACAUGUGUGUAUGUUAAGCUGCAAAUGACCAGGUGAAUAUACUGUAUAGUGUGCGCGUGUUUGUGACACCGGCGUCAGAGCGUACACAUAGGAGGAAGUGACACGUCUGUGCUCGCUCUCGGAUUUCCUGGUCCCCUCUCCGGUGGCACGCAAAGUGCUGAAUCCUAGCCCAGUUCACCUGUCUCGCCCUCACAGGUGGGACUUUAACUCUCCGGAUGCACCAGCAGAGGAGCGCUGACUUUUUCUGGAUGAGUAAAGGACAGUUAUAUGCACGCAGACUCUGAUUGUGGCCGAGUGUCACAUCAGCCCUGCCUUUUUUGGAAAAAUAAACCAGCACUUCCUCAAGCCGUCAACGUGCUGCUUCGUUGCUGCACUUGUACCGGUGGCCAUCUCUGGACUUCUCCAUGACUGUCAACACAGUGCCGACCCCCUCCAUGACCAGCAGUAACAGCAUGAGCAGCGGGUACUGCAGCCUGGAUGAUGAGAGCGAAGACUUCAGUUUCUUCACAGCCAAGACCUCGUUCUUCGGCAAGCCCAAGCAUGCAGCUAAGCAGAAUGAAGCAAAGGAGGAAGAGGAGAGAGGAACAAAGGACCUGUCAGAGGAAGAAGUGCGGACAAGGAUAGAAGAGUAUAACACUCAAGUCUCUGAAAAUGGCAUGAAACUGGCUUCAGACGGAUCCUACACAGGCUUCAUUAAGGUCCACCUGAGGCUCAGUCGACCAGUCACAGUCCCCGAUGUAAAGGCGAACCACAAUCAAGCACCGUCAGAGUGCCAGGAAGGGAAGGACUGUGGGCAGAGUGAAAAGAGAACAUCCUUCUACCUACCAUCCGAUUGUGUGAAGCAGCUCCACAUAAGCUCUCUGACCACCACCAGAGAGGUCAUCCAGGCCUUGCUGAAGAAAUUCAUGGUGUUGGACAACCCCAGCAAGUUUGCACUGUACAGGCAGACGCACCGCGACGGACAGGAUUUGUUCCAGAAGCUUCCUCUAUGCGAGCGUCCACUUCUUCUGAGGUUGAUAGCAGGGCCUGACCCAGGGCACCUCAGCUUUGUCCUUAAGGAAAAUGAGACUGGAGAGGUGGAGUGGCAUGCAUUCUCUGUCCCUGAGCUACAAAACUUCUUGGUAAUCCUGGAGAAGGAGGAGUCGGAGCGUGUGCGGGCAGUGGAGCAAAAAUAUGCUCUGUACCGACAGAAACUACAACGGGCCCUUCAACAACAUGACCCCUAACACCUCACCUGUUACCUAAUGACUUCAGCCCAGGGAGAGACUGACCCAUUGACCCCUAAAGACCCCGUGACCUAUUCAGAGACUGGAGCCGGAGCUGAAUUGGUCUCCACCCUCCACAUAUACACCCAAACAUACAGUACAUCCACACACAGAUGCAUACCCUUUCUCAGGACGCAUACGAGCCCCCCCACCACCACCAUCCACACGUCCACUCGUUGAGGAGGGAAUCAGGGGUUGAAAGCGACAUGAAAGGCUACAGUGUGUGUGGUCUGCUAGCCGAUUGGACAAGUGGUGUUUUCAUUGCCAAGGACAAGGAUCUGAAACUCCAAAUUGAAAUCUCAUUUGGGACUGAUGUUAACCAAUGGUGUUUUUAAAGAUUCCUUAGUUUUCUGCUACUGCUGCUGCUGCUACUGCAAGUGUUACUUAAUGCAUGAGUCUCUCUCAGCUCAUCCCCCUGCACAUAGAGUUAGAAGUAAAACAGAAGGCAUGAUUACUUUUUUCAGCAUCUCUUUGUGAUGGAAGGACAAUCAUACUGUUCCUUUUUUUUUCUUUCUUGGAAUUGAUGUAUAAGAUUAUCACAAGAUGUUUUAUUUUUCUGCUGGAAUAUAAGAUUUGCGAAGGAGGUGUUAAGGAUCAAGGUUGGAAGCAGAAUGCUACUUUGGAUGCUACAACAAGAAAGAAAGAAUGGAAAAAUUAAGAAAGUGAGAUCCAUUCUCUGAUUUUUCUCAGGGAGCACGUGUUGAGCAAAGAGAAAACCUAAAGGAGGAAAGAAACCGAAUUCCACACCUACACAACCCCUAUUUUAGCCCACUUUGACCGAUAUCUCUGCCUUCUUUAUUUGUUCCAAUCAUUCCAUUUUCCUCCCUUAAUGCCACGUGAAAAGAUGUGCGUGAAGGUGCUUCGCUGACAGGAAGUUGAGUCCGACCCAGUAACCAAUCUUCUCCUCACAGGUGUUAGCUGUGAUUUAAUUUCCCCCUCCCUUAAUCCUUAACUAACCAACCUUUGCAUGAUCUCUACCUGCAGAUGAAGCCUACUGAUCGAGGCAAUCCAACAUACCUUCACAGAUUUUACGCUUUAUUGUAAAAGUGAUUUUAGGCUGUUACGGUAUAUAGGUUGCAUUUGAAUGUGAGAGGACUUUUACACCAAAGCUUCAAAGGGACAAAUCUAUCGAAAGGAUUUUAAAGGGAUUUGGAAGUUUAUCUAACUAAAGGUGGUGUAUGUAAAAAUGAAACCGGCUUCUGUUUUUGCACAUAUAGAUGCAGGUCACUGAAUGGCCCACAAAUGGCGGGGCAUGCAUUUCUGCUUCUUUUUUCUUUUAUCUCCCACACCUUCCACCCCAAAAAAAGAAACAAAAAAUAUAUAGAAUUCAUGAUAAUGGCUAUGAUGUACCAAUGAUGUGUUUGCAAUGCAUAUGUAUUAUGUAGACACUGGAAAAAGAGUGACAAGGUUUUAACUUUGUUGUUGUUACAAUGAAAAUUAAUAUUCUUUUGGUAUCAUUCCUACUGGUUGGUGUGUGUGUGUGUGUGUGUGCGUGUAUGCGUGUGUGCGUGUGUGCGUGCAUGCCUGUGCUCAUCCAGGGCACUGAGGACAAUGUGAAUAUUGUUUUAUAGUGAGUGUUUGCGUGUCAUCAGCGCUCCCUCAUUGGGCCUCACUUAUGGAGUAUUAAAACAUGCAUUUAGUGCACAUGUAUUAUUAUACAUUACAACUGCGAAUUUGGUUGUUUUGUAAAAGGUAUUUGGCAUGCAUGUAUCAUAAUAACGAUUGCAUUUAACCAAAGCAUUUACAUUUUACACACAGACAUCUUUUAUUUAAUACCAUAGAAAUACUGAUAAAUGAGGCCCAUUGUCCAUAAGCACAUGCUUCUCAGUAAACCCAAACCUGUUUCAUAUUUUUAACGCCACCCUCCAAAGCCCAAGCUUUUCCUGCUGGCAGUGCCUUUUGUUUCAUGUGCACCUGUGUGUGUUUUUGUAAGGUGUGUUUCAGCACACACACACGCCUAAAUGUAUGUAUGGGUGCUUUUGCAUGUGUGCAAAUCUGUCUUUCUUGGGUGGUGCAUAUGUCAUUUUUCUUUCUCCCCCCCAGCGCAUAGUCUUUCCAAUAAACCCUCUCUGUGUCUGUGUGUGUGUGUGUGUGUGUGUGUGUGGGUGGUGUGUGUUAUUUAUUUUUUAGUCCACCUCAUCCAUAGGAUAUUUUGUCAUGGAUGUUUGAGACUUAAUGCUUUUUUGCAAUUUGUUUUGUUUUAACUGAAGAAGUGUGUAUAAAUAUAGCAGUAGAACUGUACAGAAUAUAAACUGAAAUAAAAAGGUCAUCCCUUUAUUGAAA